GCUUUCCUUGUGAGGGAAAAAUGCAGUCUCUCCGAAGAGCGUGGUCAUGGCUCAGGCGUCGCCAACAAGAAGACCAAGGGCCUCAGCUUUCGGCGGAGGACAUGGGUUACUACACGGAGAAUUCUUUCUUCUCGGCGCGUGAAGUUGCUGUGCUCUACAAAAAAUUUCACGCAAUGUGCAAGGAGGGAUGGAAUGUGCUCACUCACGAGGAUCUAACGUCCAUUGAGGAGAUGCUCGCAAAUCCAUUUGCUCCGAGAAUUCUCGAGCUUUUCAGCGAGGACGGAAGCGGGUUCCUGACUUUCGAGAAAUUCGUAAACAUGGCGGGCGUGUUCUCCGCAAAGUCGCCACCCGAGGUGAAAAUGAUAUGGGCGUUUGCGCUGUGGGAUUUCGACGGCGACGACGUCAUUGGAGAUGAAAGCCUUGCAGACGAUCUAAAGCAAGGGAUCUCUCUCAUCACGCAAACUGACGAAAGCUCCAAUCCUUCGGCUCUUGCCACCCUUGGAGAAGAGCAGAUUGACGAGGUCGUGUCCAGAGUCCUGCAAGAGAUCGAUCCAAACAACUACGGGCUAAACUAUGCGGACUUCCGAAAAGUGCUACAGAGAAUGCCGGAUUUCAUCAAUAACUUCCACAUGAACUUUAUUGCUUGAGGCCGUUCGUCAUUUCUACAGUGGCCGCCACACAAAGGAUACUUCGUCUGAUCAUACCCCGUCCUUGCGCCCGUUGCUGCCUAGUUGAAAGUAUAAAGGGGAUUUCUUGCAACGCUCCUCAAGCGUAUUUCUCUCUGUUCUUUCCAUUGAUCCACAGACGCAUGGGUUCGAUCGCCAUGAUCCAAAGUGGCUCUUGCAUCCACCACAAGCUGGGUAUUUUACCGAGAACAACAGCAAAGGGCCUAACAGCUUCAUUGAGCAUGUCUAGCGCUUUUGAGAUUAGAAGGGAUCUUAGAGCUGCUUCUUCGGCAGUCGGCAUACAGGGAAUUUUGUCCAGCGCUUUUUCUCGCCAGCCACCAGUGUGUCUCGCCGUGAGAGCAAGCGCCGAAUCCAAAUCCAACGCUGAGCUCGUUAAAGACUCGUGGCGAGUCUUAAAGAGGGACGCUGGAACGCAUGCUACCGCUUUCUUUCUCAAGAUUUUCGAGAUCGCUCCCACUGCCAAGCAGCUCUUUUCGUUCAUGAGGGACUCCACCGUCCCGGCGGAAGCUAAUCCGCACUUAAAGUCUCACGCACUCGUCGUCUUUACAAUGACUUGCGAGGCCGCGAUUCUUCUCGGAGAGGAUCCCACACUAGCAGCUUUGAGACCAAAGCUCUUGGAGAUGGGACAUACGCACGUCGUCCACAAGGUCAUCGACGAGCAUUUCGACGUGGUAAAAUAUGCGUUGUUGGAGACUCUAAAAGAAGCACUCAAGGACGAGUGGAGCCCAAGCAUGAAAGCGGCGUGGGCGGAAGCCUACGACGCUGUGACGAAGAUUAUCAAAGACGAGAUGCACGCUGUGAGACGCAUGGAAGUAGCAGUCUAGUGUUCUUUCCGGCUGGGAAUGUCCAGGCGAUAGGAAUGUAAGCCGACGGACCAGAUCGUUUGGAGGAUUCUGGGAAGUGACAAUAUAAAGAUCUCUUUGAGCCAAA
Messenger RNA from Selaginella moellendorffii, 1616 nucleotides. Its product is annotated as hemoglobin-2. The record is from RefSeq and is a predicted model, not a curated record. The coding region runs from base 809 to 1510 and encodes 233 amino acids. Gene Ontology annotation, molecular function: oxygen binding; heme binding. The transcript has 9 exons. Lineage: Eukaryota; Viridiplantae; Streptophyta; Lycopodiopsida; Selaginellales; Selaginellaceae.